Labrus bergylta (ballan wrasse) is the source of this 1969-nucleotide messenger RNA. It is a transcript of the gene cdk21, whose product is annotated as cyclin-dependent kinase 21. Gene Ontology annotation, biological process: signal transduction; regulation of G2/M transition of mitotic cell cycle; G1/S transition of mitotic cell cycle. Gene Ontology annotation, molecular function: cyclin binding; cyclin-dependent protein serine/threonine kinase activity; ATP binding. Lineage: Eukaryota; Metazoa; Chordata; Actinopteri; Labriformes; Labridae. Gene Ontology annotation, cellular component: cyclin-dependent protein kinase holoenzyme complex; nucleus; cytoplasm. The record is from RefSeq and is a predicted model, not a curated record.
AAUGCGUCCCUCCCUUUGAUCUUGUAAAAGUCUAAACAACCCACUGUCUUUUCCCAAACGCCACUUUUAAUGUUUGUUUGUCUAAUUUGAUAGUUUAUGUUGGCUGCACCUGAGUGAAUAUGAUGCACCUGAACGCAGCACGAGUUUACAGUGACAUUGGUGGCUGCAGGGGAGCACGUGUACAAGAAGUGGGCUAAACGAUGUGAACAUUUUGAGCUUUCUGAUUAGUUGGCGAAUAAAAGGGGUGUGAGUUUUUUUUACUUUUUUUUAUUACGAGCUUCAUUAAUGCAGCGACAUUUUCCUGCAGUCCGAGGUAUGGAGGUGACAAUGUGCCCUGCAGUCUGAGGUCAUGGACGUGUGCACUAAACCUUUGUGCUACGAGCUCCUGGCAGAGGUGGGAGAGGGCUCCUACGGUACAGUGUAUAAAGCCAGAGAGGUGGGGGGGAAACAGCGCCUCCUGGCGGUCAAGAAGUUCAACAUCCGUGGAGACACAACAGAGAGCGGGAUCCCUGCUUUCAUGAUCCGAGAGGUGGCGCUGAUGCGCAAAAUGAAUUACUUCAACCACCCCAACAUUGUCAGGCUGCUGGAGGCGUCCACUGUCCCAGAUGGCAGGAGCCUGAACCUCACUCUGGUGUUGGAAUACAUCGACCAGGACCUGUCCACCUACCUGUCAAACGCUCCUGCUUCUGGACUUAGUCGUGAAUGCAUCAAGGAUGUGAUGCAGCAGCUGUUGCAAGGAUUAGACUACCUCCACACAAACAUGGUGCUACACCGUGACCUGAAACCAGAAAACAUCCUGGUCAGCAGCUGCGGGGAAGUCAAGAUUGCAGACUUCGGACUGGCACGAAUCUACACUUUUAAUAUCGCUCUGACUCCAGGUGUGGUGACGCUGUGGUACAGAGCUCCUGAGGUGCUGCUCAACUCUGUUUACAUGUCCUCUGUGGACAUGUGGAGCGCCGGCUGCAUCUUUGCUGAGCUUUUCCUCUUGAGACCGCUGUUUAAGGGCUACACAGAGGUGCAGCAGCUGCAAAAGAUCUUUGAGGUGAUCGGUUUGCCCAGCGAGGAGGACUGGCCCAAGGACAGUCCAGUCUCAUACUCCAUCAGCUACGGACCAAAAGGCUCCAACACUAUGCUGCUGCACAACCUGGGACCAUGCGAGAACAACCUACUAGCUCAAUGUUUGGCAUUCAGACCAAGCCAUCGCAUCUCAGCUGCCAAAGCCCUGGCCCAUCUUUCUUCAUGAAGCACUGAGGAUUUAAACUGAAGCUGAGUUGGAAGAAGAAAAGCUUUUUUUUCACUUCCUCUGUCUGCUCUACUUGAAGCUUACCAGCCUGAAGCUAUGACAUCCAUCUAAACAGAGAAUGAGGGCUGUUAAUAUAACAGCUUUUAACAUCAGAUCAGCAGCCUCAUGACACACUGUGGUCAGGUUUGAGGGGACAGCUGUUGAAACAAUCAGUUAAUAAAAGUGCAUUAUGCCUGACUUAUAAAAAAAAACUAAACACUUUGACUAACCACAGUAGAAUGAAAAGUAUGCUGAUAUAGUCCCAUUUGGUAAAAAUAAAAAGAAGAGACAUGUAUAAAGGAUUUCUCACUCACUUUUUGAACUGAAAGAAGAGUUUAAAAAUGUAUUUUUUGUUUCGAUUUUUUUUUUUUGACCGUGUGAAUUUCUCCUGAAACAUUGCUGCUUUGGUGUUGUUGCAUGUUACUUCACAAACUACAGAUUUUGUUUUUGCUUAAACUGCUAACAACACUAUGAAGGGCACCUUUGAGUUGAUAGGUUUGUUUACGUUGUUUAACCACAGCUUUUUGUAUCCACUGGAGGACAAGGUUUUUUUUUAUGUGAAGAUGUUUAUGGUGUAAUCAAUUGUGUAGAUUACACCUGUAUUUAUGUUUGUAUUUACAGAUUUUUUACAAGAGUUGCACUGUUCUUUCCAAAAAAAAAACUUUUCUAUAAAUACUGUCCCUAAAA